This is a messenger RNA of Quercus robur (English oak), 2531 nucleotides long. RefSeq names its product transcription termination factor MTERF9, chloroplastic. Lineage: Eukaryota; Viridiplantae; Streptophyta; Magnoliopsida; Fagales; Fagaceae. The record is from RefSeq and is a predicted model, not a curated record. Gene Ontology annotation, biological process: regulation of DNA-templated transcription. Bases 193 to 1701 code for a protein of 502 amino acids. The transcript has 4 exons. Gene Ontology annotation, molecular function: double-stranded DNA binding.
ACAACGGCCAAACACAAACUAUGUACAAAUCCCCCGUUAAUUAACCGAUUCAAAUCAAAAACACUUUCGUUACAGUCCCACCAGGACCACCGCAAAAUCAACCAGAUAAGUCUUCAACAGUAAUAACAGUAGAUAUUUAUAGGGUUUUUGAGUAUAUUCUCUGAAUCUCUUCAUUUCUCUCUCUCUCUAAAAAUGGCAGUGUUGUGUUUCUCUUUCUACACCUUCAAAUUCAAUACUCUCCUUCACUCUCACUCUUCUUCUUCAACUUCGCAUUUGACAGAACAGUCGCUCUCCAAUUUGUUUGGAGGAGAGGGAGAAGGAAUCGUUAAACGGAGCAAGAGGAGAAGGAGCGGCGCGUGUAGGUUCGUGGUGCUCUCUACGCACUCCAACUCUCGGAUUCUCAAGUCCAACCGCCGGUCGCGCUUCGGCAACGUGCUCUCGCCGUUUGAUAGCGAUGAGGAGAAGGACGACGAAGACGACGACGACGAUGAUGAUGAUGACGGCGACGUGGCGGAGAAUGAUUGGUUGCCCAAUGAUGAUUUCGCUGAAACUGCAGACUUUGAUGUCAAUGGAAAGAGAGUUAAAUCACAGGACACGCAUAAAACUAGAAAAGGUGGCCGGAAACAAUCAGAAAAAGGCCAGGAUCUAAGACCAUCCAAGUCUGGACAAAGCCUCAAAAUCGAUGAAGACCAAUUGGAUGUGAAAAAUGGCAAGAACAGGUAUGCUCGAUUAUCCGAAGAAAUUGAAUUGGAUAGAAAAUGGUUUCCACUUCUUGAUUACUUGAGAACGUUUGGGCUUAAGGAUUCGCACUUUAUUCAAAUGUAUGAGAGGCACAUGCCUUCCCUUCAAAUAAAUGUGUGUUCAGCACAAGAAAGGUUGGAGUACUUGUUGAGUGUUGGUGUCAAACAUAGAGAUGUAAAAAGAAUAAUUUUGAGGCAGCCGCAGAUUUUGGAGUACACGGUGGAGAACAAUUUGAAGUCUCAUGUUGCUUUCUUGAUGGGUUUGGGUAUUCCAAGUUCCAGAGUAGGGCAGAUAAUUGCUGCUGCACCAUCUCUGUUUUCUUAUAGUCUUGAGAAUUCAUUGAGACCCACAGUCAGAUACUUGGUUGAGGAGGUUGGCAUUAAUGAAAAAGAUUUAGGUAAAGUCGUGCAGCUUAGCCCUCAGAUCCUGGUUCAGCGCAUUGACAUAUCAUGGAAUACUCGUUAUAUUUUUCUGUCAAAGGAAUUAGGAGCUCCAAGAGAUAGUGUAGUCAAGAUGGUGAAGAAACAUCCUCAGCUCCUCCAUUACAGUAUUGAUGAUGGAUUACUGCCUAGAAUUAAUUUUCUGAGGAGUAUUGGGAUGCAGGAUUCUGACAUCUUGAAAGUUUUGACCAGCCUCACACAGGUAUUAUCAUUGUCACUGGAGGAGAAUCUGAAGCCUAAGUAUAAGUACUUGAUCAAUGAACUUCAUAACGAGGUGCAUUCCUUGACAAAAUAUCCCAUGUACUUGAGUUUGUCUUUGGACCAAAGAAUUCGUCCUCGCCAUAGGUUCUUGGUUUCCCUAAAGAAAGCUCCAAAGGGGCCGUUUCCUCUUAGUUCACUGGUUCCAACUGAUGAAAGCUUUUGUCAGCAGUGGGCUGGAACCAGUGUAGAUAAAUAUUUGGCAUUUCGGCAGAGACUUCUACUUAAGGAGUUUGCUCAGAAAUAUGAGAAGAAAGGAUAACACACUGCCUUCAAGUGUGACCUAGGCUUAUGAUACAAGUAUUGGAAUAACAGUAUCUUCAUUAACUUCAGCAGCCAAUAUACUUGUUUUUGUUAUAAUGAGAUUAUUGGGUGAAGCUCGGCAUCUUUGAUUUUUAUAAGCCUCCAGUAAGCAAAUGCUACUGCUGUGGUUUCAUCAAUACUAUAAUCUGUGCUGAAGUUUCUCUAGUUGCAUCAUACAGAGUCGAUGUUUGUAGUUGCUUGCAGUCUCAGUUGAAGGCCUGUGAUAGUGGUUCCUUAAAAAGUUCUUGUCAUCUAAACACAAAAUGACAGAGUGGCAAGGUCUGUUAUCUUAAGGUAAGUUUAUAUUCCUCGAAAAUAAUUGCAUAUAGAACAAUGAAGUUUAGGAGGGACAGAUAGUGGAUAUAUGCUGGAAUUGGGUCUACCAUUUGACAAUUCACUGCAAAAUGGUUUAUAUUCUUAGAUUAGUUGAUUGCAACAUUAUGAAUAUAUGCCUUCAAUCCAUUAAAAGCUCUCCUUUUUAGAUGCUCCAAAAAGUUAAUAAGGUAUGUAUCCACAUUCCAGCUCAUUUAUGAGGACAAUUUUGAAGGAGCAUGUUGUACUUGGCAUAAGUUCCUAAAAAAACUUCAUGCUUCCAUGCAUUUUUGGUAACAAAUACUUUUUGAACUGAUUUUAUGUAUCUUACUUUUAAUAUAUGCUUUCAUCAUCAACACAGACCUAGGAAUAGCAUCUCAUAAAAAUGUAAAAUACUUCUGUUUAUAUGUCCCCAUCAUAUGUAUUUAUAGUGGAUCUAUUCAUAAUAAAGUGACUAAAUUUUACGUUGGACGUCAA